AUGACGACGGCGCCGGCGCUUCUCCGGGCCUCCACGCCGGCCCUCCGGCGCCACGGCCUCCUCGUCCUCUUGCUUCUGCUCAUCGGCGCUUCCGGUGUCGCGGCGCAGGGGGGUGGUGUGGUUCCUCCGCGGCGGCGGCGGCAGGUGGUGGACGUGGGGGUGAUCUUGGACACGAAGACGUGGGUGGGGAACAUGAGCUGGACGUGCAUGGAGCUGGCCCUCCACGACUUCUACGCCGACGCUGGCCACGCCGGCUACCGCACCAGGCUGAAGCUCCACCUCCGGGACACCGGCCCCGGCGCCGUCGACGCCGCGUCCUCAGGUCUUGAUCUACUGAAAAAUGUCCGAGUGCAAGCGAUUGUUGGGCCACAGACGUCAACUCAGUCUAAAUUUCUUGCGGAGCUUGGGAACAAAUCAAUGGUUCCAGUCAUUUCAUUCUCUGCAGAUUGCCCGUCACGAUCCGGACUAACUCCAUACUUCAUCCGGACUGCAUGGAAUGACUCCUCUCAAGCAGAAGCUAUUGCCUCACUUGUUCAGAAAUACAACUGGAGGGAAGUCGUCCCUGUCUAUGAGGAUGAUGAUGAUACCAAUAUCAAAUUCAUUCCCGACCUUGUUGAUGCCCUCAAACAAGUCGACACUCGUGUUUCAUACAGGUGCAAGAUUCAUCCUUCAGCUACAGAGGAUGAUAUGAAGACAGCUAUCUCAAACUUGAAACAGAAUUGGACAAGCGUAUUUGUUGUGCGUAUGUCGCAUGCUUUGGCUCAAAAGUUUUUCCAGCUUGCCAAAGAUGAAGGGAUGAUGACCCAGGGCUUUGUCUGGAUUACCGCGUAUGGCUUGACAGAUAUCUUUGAUGUGGUUGGUUCACCGGCACUUGAUGUGAUGCAAGGAGUUCUUGGGGUGAAACCUCAUGUUCAAGAUACCGUGGAACUUCAAAACUUUAGACAGAGAUGGCGCAAGAAGUACCGAUUACAAAAUCCAGGCACCUCAUUAAGUGGGCCCACAGUAUCUGGCCUCUAUGCUUAUGAUACCAUAUGGGCGUUAGCAUUAGCAGCAGAGAAGGCUGGAUUUGUGAAUUCAGACUUUAGGCCGUCUUUAACAAAGAAUGGUUCCACUGACUUUGACAGAAUAGGUACUUCAAAAGCUGCUGAAAAACUGCGAGGUGCACUCUUAAAGGUCCUUUUUUUUGGCAUCAGCGGGAAAUUUCACAUUCAAGACAUGCAGUUAGUAUCAUCAAACUACACAAUAAUCAACGUUGUUGGUCAGGAGAGAAGAGAAGUUGGUUUUUGGACUCCAGGAUCUGGCAUCUCUGGUAGUCCAAAAAUGAAGUCUGAUCUUAACACCAUCGUAUGGCCAGGAUAUAAUGAAACUGCACCCACUGCACCCAGAGGCUGGCUAUUUCCAACGAAUAAAAAUCUCACAAUAGGCAUGCCUGUGAAACCUGGGUUUGAAGAAUUUGUAGGAUUUGACAAUGGUACUGCCACGGGGUUCUGCGUCGAUGUAUUUGAGGCGGUAGUUAAUGACUUACCCUAUCAUGUACCCCGUCACUAUCGGGAGUUUGGAGACGGGAAAGGAUCGAGUAAUGGAACUUAUGAUGAGCUUGUCUAUGAAGUUUAUCUUAAGUCAACCAGGAAGAUCAGGACAAAUAGACCAGUAGGGUAUCAUUACACUCCUUCUGACAAGAAUUAUGAUGCAGUUGUAGGUGAUAUAACAAUCUUGGCCAACCGUUCUUCGUAUGUGGACUUCACUCUUCCUUACACAGAAUCAGGGGUACGCAUGCUGGUUCCAGUCCAGGACCGGCGACAGAAGACUGCAUGGACAUUCCUCAGGCCUUUGACAGCUGACCUAUGGUUAGGAACUGGGGCCUUCUUUGUCUUCACAGGUUUUGUAGUCUGGAGUAUUGAGCAUAGAAUAAAUCAAGACUUCCGAGGUUCCCCAGCCAGUCAAAUCGGAUCAGUCUUCUACUUCUCCUUCUCAACACUAGUAUUUGCUCACAGGGAGCAGAUCCUGAACAACUUCUCAAGAAUUGCAAUAGUUGUUUGGCUUUUCGUUGUGCUAAUAGUGCAGCAGAGUUAUACUGCAAGCUUAAGCUCGAUCCUUACGGUGGAGCAACUUCAGCCAACAGUCACAAAUUUAGAAGAAGUUGUCAGAAAUGGGGGCAAUGUUGGCUACCUCAAUGAUUCUUUCUUGCCUGGGCUUUUGAAAAGGUUGAAAAUUGAUGAAUCAAAGAUGAUUGCCUUUGACUCCCCUGUGGAAUACGAUGAAGCGUUAUCAAGUGGAAAAGUUGCCGUCAUUGUUGAUGAGAUACCAUACCUUAAGGUGUUCCUCUCAAAGUAUUGCCAGAAGUACACUAUGGUUGGACCAACCUACAAGUUUGAUGGAUUUGGUUAUGCAUUCCCUCGAGGCUCGCCACUCACACCUGAUAUUUCGAGGGGAAUACUGAAAUUCGCAUCGGAUGACCGAAUGGUUAAGAUGCAGAAAGACUUGUAUGGCGAGACUUCAUGCCCCGACAAAGAUGACUCCCAGACUUCAAGCAGCCUUACAUUGCAGAGCUUCCAGGGGCUGUUCAUCAUCAGCGGAGCAUCUUCAGUGCUGGCAUUAAUCCUGCACGCUGUCAUAACCAUUUAUAACAACCGACACGAAUUCAACAGUGACGGCAGUCAGAGUCCAUGGCGCAGAUGGCCUGCCAUUCUCUCCAAGCUCUUCCACGGGGACGACAGUCCUUCUAACACUCCAGAUAAAGAUGAAGCCGCAGCGGAAAAUGCUGGUAGUGCGGUUGAGACCCCACUAAGCAUACGCAUACCUAGUCACAUCGUCGAGCACAUGUCAGACACGGACACAGGAAGCCCACCAGAAGGGGAAGGAACACCAGGCAGGGAGCUCUCAGUUCAGGACACGGAACCGCUGUCGUUUGCUUACAUGCAUUCUGAGAGGGGGCAAAAUAGAGCAGCUUCCUUGUCUCGGAGUGGGAGCUCGAUCCGCAGGAGACAGAUUAGCAUGGAAUGA
This is a messenger RNA of Triticum turgidum subsp. durum (durum wheat), 3003 nucleotides long. NCBI's taxonomy places the organism in Eukaryota, Viridiplantae, Streptophyta, Magnoliopsida, Poales, Poaceae. The record is from the annotation of a GenBank genome assembly.